UGUUCUCUGGCCAAGUCUGCCCCGUGCCAGGGGUGCUCUGGAGCCUCCCAACUUGGCAUCUGAGCCCCUUGCCCCGGGAGGGACAGAUGCUGGUCCCUGAAGACAAACUCGAGUCCAUUCCUUCCCGCUGAGCCUCGGAGACCUCGAACCAAGCUGAAGGAGGCCCGGUGCUGAGUGGGUGAGUCACCCACAGGCUGGAAUCGGCCCCCUGUCUCCUUCCCUUCACCUCUUCUUUCUGCCGCGCGGGGAUCCCAGCAUGGAAGAAGGAGCGGACUUUGACAGCUACUACCCGGGAGAGAACCAGACCGUCGAGUGUGAGUACACAGACUGGAAGUCGUCGGGGUCGCUCAUCCCUGCCAUCUACAUCCUGGUCUUCCUCCUGGGCACUACCGGCAACGGCUUGGUGCUCUGGACCAUCCUGCGGGGCAGCCGGGACAAGCGGCGUUCCGCCGACACCUUCAUCGCCAGCUUGGCGGUGGCCGACCUCACUUUCGUGGUGACGCUCCCUCUGUGGGCCACCUACGCCUACCUGGACUACACCUGGCCCUUCGGCGCCUUCGCCUGCAAGGUGAGCAGCUACCUGAUCUUCGUCAACAUGUACGCCAGCGUCUUCUGCCUCACGGGCCUCAGCUUCGACCGCUACCUGGCCAUCGUGCGGCCCGUGGCCAACGCCAGGCUGAGGCUGAGGGUCAGCGGCGUGGUGGCCACGGUGGGCCUGUGGAUCCUGGCCGCCCUCCUGGCCCUGCCCGCCAUGGUCUUCCGCUCCGUCGGAGAGCUGGAGAACAACACCAAGCUGGUGUGUUACAUGGACUACUCCCUGGUGGCCGCUGCGGGGUCCGAGCUGGCCUGGGAGGUGGGGCUGGGCGUCUCGUCCACGGCGCUGGGCUUCGUGGUCCCCUUCACGGUGAUGCUGACGUGCUACUUCUUCAUCGCGCGCACCAUCGCCGGCCACUUCCGGAAGGAGCGCAUCGAGGGCCUCCGCAAGCGCCGGCGGCUGCUCAGCAUCAUUGUGGUGCUCGUGGUGACCUUCGCGCUGUGCUGGCUGCCCUACCACCUGGUGAAGACCCUCUACAUGCUGGGCAGCCUCCUGCACUGGUCCUGCGACUUCGACCUCUUCCUCAUGAACGUCUACCCCUACUGCACCUGCGUCAGCUACGUCAACAGCUGCCUCAACCCCUUCCUCUACGCCUUCUUCGACCCCCGCUUUCGCGAGGCCUGCAGGGCCAUGAUGUGCUGCGGCCACAGUGGGUGCUGGGGGGCUGCCCCCGGGGGCGGGGAGAAGUCAGCCAGCUACUCCUCGGGGCCCAGUCAGGGUCCGAGCCAGAACCCAGGGAAGGGCGGGGAGCAGCCCCAGGAGAAGUCCCUCCCUUACAGUCAGGAGACCCUAGUGUCCGACCACAUCCUGGGAUAGAAAAGCCAGCCUCCUUCCCCAGCCCCCCUCCAGCUCCCUGAGCCCCGGGGAGAGCCACCAACUGUCCCCAACUCCCGGCUUCCCUCUGCGAAGAUUCCCUCCUUCUCCCACCUCCUCACCCUUUCUUCUCUUUUCCCUCCAUUUCUCCUUGCUUCCCUGCCUGGCCCCUAGUUCUAGCCUUGCCUUCUCUUUCCUCACGCUUAUUCUCCUGCCUCCCAGCCCGGGGAUUUGAGGGUCUGAAGACAUCUAGGCCACCUUUGGACCAAACCUUCCCGUUUCAUAAAGGAGGUAACUGAGGUCUAGAGAGGGGGAAUGACUUUUCCAGUGUUACCAUAGGUAAUGAGGGGGAAGAUAUCAGAUUUGAACCCAGGACUCAUGACUCUAAGACUAGGGCUCCUUUGCUUCCCUCCUCUUUCAGCCCUCUUCUGUUUCUACUAGCUGCUUUCCCAUCCUUUCCCAUUUUCCUUUCACAAUCUUUCAAGAGGUCCCGGGAUGGAGGAAUACAGGGGAAUGGCCAAGCUUCUCCCCACCCCCCUCCUGGAGGCUGCAGAAGUCUCUGUCCUGUUGUUUCUUCAGGGAGGGGCCCUUCCCUUGCAGAGGGAGAGUGGCAGAGUGGGACCCGAUGGGCCCUGGAUUCUGGAUGGAGAUCUCAGUGGCUAAUGGCUCAGCUCAGUCCGCCCCUGGGCCAGGCUGAACUCUCCUAGAGGGACCUAGGAACUCCUUGGAAAUAUAUUUCCCAUCUGCUAUUGCUCUGCCCUUCUUAAUAUUGGGGUCAGGAAGA
Molecule: messenger RNA, 2192 nt
Organism: Gracilinanus agilis (Agile Gracile Mouse Opossum)
Lineage: Eukaryota; Metazoa; Chordata; Mammalia; Didelphimorphia; Didelphidae
Gene: APLNR
Product: apelin receptor
Exons: 1
Coding region: 257-1411 (384 amino acids)
Biological process (GO): G protein-coupled receptor signaling pathway; immune response
Cellular component (GO): membrane
Molecular function (GO): G protein-coupled receptor activity
Source: RefSeq, a predicted model, not a curated record